AUGCAUUCUAGAUGGCCAGUUCAUGCUGGCCUACGACAUUUAGCGCGCCGACAUGUUCCUAUCCGGCAUUCUCACACAACCCUCUCCCAACCCCCCCAAACCCACCUCAUCACCACCCCCACCGGCCAAACCUACGAACCCAUUAUUGGCCUCGAAGUCCACGCCCAACUCUUGACAAGCACCAAACUCUUUUCCCCCGCUCCCUCCCUCCCUUCCUCUUCCUCACCCAACAUAGCCGUCGAUCCCACUGAUGCGGCAUUUCCCGGCACACUCCCCGUCCUGAAUGCCCAAGCCGUCACAUUGGCAGUGAAAACCGCUCUUGCACUUGAAUCCGAUAUCCAACUCGUCUCCUCGUUUGAUCGCAAACAUUAUUUUUAUCCGGAUUUGCCACCUGGGUAUCAGAUUACGCAGUUUUGGAAUCCGAUUGCGAGGGGUGGGAGUUUGGCGGUUGGCAUGGCCGAUGGGUUACCCUACACCCGACGCGUACGCUUCAUGCAGAUUCAGUUGGAACAAGAUUCGGGAAAGAGUGUUUUGGGCGUCAAGGAUGGACAGACUCUUGUAGAUCUGAAUCGGGCGGGUGUGGGUGUAUUGGAGUUGAUUACUGAGCCCGAUUUGAGAUCGUCACUAGAAACGGUCACAUUUCUUAAAAAACUUCAAAGACUGUUAUGGUACACCUCCAUUUCAUCUCCCGAUAUGGAUGAGGGCGCUUGGCGGUGUGAUAUCAACGUCUCUGUUCGACCUCUAGGCGCCCCCUACGGAACCCGCACAGAAAUCAAGCACUUGGUGAAAUUCACGUCGAUUAAAGCCGCCAUUGAAUAUGAAAUUGAUCGACAAGUCCAACUUCUUGAAUUGGGGCAACCUGUCCAACAGGAAACCAGAUCCUUUGAUCCACGUCUUGCUCAAACGGUUCGCUUGCGGGGCAAGGAAGGCGUACAAGAUUAUCGGUAUAUGCCGGAACCCGACCUCCCAUCCAUCCACCUCACACCCGCAUUUAUUUCCAACAUUUCCCAAACCCUCCCAGAACCCCUCGACACCCGCCGCACCCGUCUUGCAAAGCAGUACAAACUUUCACCCUACCAAAUCGAAAUUCUCAUGUCGGAACCUGGUGCCGUAGAGUAUUUUGAAAAAGUUGCGGUUGGGAGGCGGGGUGGUAAAGUUGCCAAUUGGAUUAUUGGUGAUUUAUUUGGAUCCCUCCGGUCGCGACAUUUAAAUCUUUUAUCAUGUACGGUUCAACCCACCCGUCUCGGCGCCUUGAUUGAUCUCGUCGAAACUGGACGUGUAUCCGGAUUACGCGCAAAGGAUAUCUUGCAUACCAUGAUGGACGGAAAUACCCAAUCACCCCUCGAAAUCGCUCAAGAACAGGGAUGGAUAUUGGCGAGUGAUGUACAAGCUUUGGAAAAACUUUGUGAGGAGCUUUUAGAGGAGUUUCCUGAAAUGGCGGUCAAGGUCCGAAACGGCAAAACUCGGGUCAUAAAGUUUUUUGUGGGGGAAGUCAUGAAGCGGACAAAAGGCAAAAGUGAUCCUGUACUUGUUGCUGAAGUUUUUGCAAAGUUGUUUAAAAUGUAAUUUGGGGGUAUAUUUGAAGAUAUAAUUAUUUACAUGACUAGAACGCUUAACAGGAAUAUGCAAUGCAAAAGUG
This is a messenger RNA of Spizellomyces punctatus DAOM BR117, 1639 nucleotides long. Its product is annotated as aspartyl/glutamyl-tRNA(Asn/Gln) amidotransferase, B subunit. NCBI's taxonomy places the organism in Eukaryota, Fungi, Chytridiomycota, Chytridiomycetes, Spizellomycetales, Spizellomycetaceae. The record is from RefSeq and is a predicted model, not a curated record. The coding region runs from base 1 to 1566 and encodes 521 amino acids. Gene Ontology annotation, biological process: mitochondrial translation; glutaminyl-tRNAGln biosynthesis via transamidation. Gene Ontology annotation, molecular function: glutaminyl-tRNA synthase (glutamine-hydrolyzing) activity. The transcript has 10 exons.